Messenger RNA from Letharia columbiana, 291 nucleotides. RefSeq lists its product as uncharacterized. Lineage: Eukaryota; Fungi; Ascomycota; Lecanoromycetes; Lecanorales; Parmeliaceae. The transcript has a single exon. The record is from RefSeq and is a predicted model, not a curated record. Bases 1 to 291 code for a protein of 96 amino acids.
AUGGAAAACCAUGGAAGAGUUUUCCAGGAGAUGGACGUUCACGAGAGGGUGGUCCAGGAGAUGGGGGCUGAGAAAAUUCACUGGGAGUCGCCCGCGGAGAAUAAACCGGCUGAAAUCUGGAGUUCUACCAAAGGCUCGGAAGAGAACCCUGGCUCUGGUGAUGUCCGCCGAAAUGGGAUCCCAGCUGACGAUAAGGUGCCAGAGAUCCCUAGUCCGGGAAGAACCUCGGAAGGAAGUUCAAGAGGGUCUCAGCGGAGCUUCAAAAUGCUGCAUCCGCUGCCAAUGCCUUGA